UAAAACUAUUUUUUCCCAUCAACUUGGUAGUCUCUUUUUAUCUAUAAAUUCCAUCCUCUCUUUACUCCAAGUCCCCCCCUCUCUUCCCUUCUCUCCCUUGCCAAAUCUUUAGCAUCUUUUUGGUUCCUUUCCUUGGAGAUAUUUUGCUAGUAAUGUAUUUCCGUCUUUCAAAUUAGCUUUGAACUGAAGCCAUAUCCUUCCAUUUCUGUUCUCCAAUCUUGAUCCUGGAUCUCAGUUUCUUGAAUCCAAAAUCAAUCAGUACUCUGUGAUUUUCUCCAUCUUGGUGCAAUUUUUCUGUGCUGAGCAGGGGUUUUAGGCUAUUUUAUAAUAUCAAUUAGUACUCACAAUCUUUUUCUCUUGGGUUUUAGUGGGAUUUUUUAAAAGUUGUCUUGAUGAUAAGUUUUCUGCUCUUAAUGUUUGAGAUUCAUGUCUCCAAUUCUCAGUGAGAUUUUCAUUUCUGGGUGUAUGAUAAAUUCCACCUUCAGGCGCAGGACCCAUUUAGUUCAAUCAUUCUCAGUUGUUUUCCUUUACUGGUUGUAUUACGUUUCAUGAUUUUUGCUCAAAAUCUGACCUUUAUAUUAUAAUUUAUAUAUAAUAUAUAUAUAUAUUACCUUUACUACUACUGUUGUCUGCAUUAGUUUUGAGUCUGUUGCUAUCUGGGUCCUGCCAUAACUCUUUCUUUGUUGCUGUUCUUGUGUAAAAGUUGCGUGCUUGUUUUGUGGGUCUCUCAUGGCUUCGUCCAGUGGAACAUCUUCAGGUUCAUCUUUGAUUCAGAACUCGGGUUCUGAAGAGAAUUUGCAGGCAUUGAUGGAUCAGAGGAAGAGGAAGAGAAUGAUAUCGAAUCGUGAAUCGGCGAGGAGGUCUAGAAUGAGAAAACAGAAGCAUUUGGAUGAUCUGGUGGCUCAAGUGGCUCAAUUGAAAAAGGAGAAUCACCAGAUUAUUACCAGCAUCAAUAUCACCACUCAACAUUAUUUGAAUGUGGAGGCUGAUAACUCAAUCUUGAGAGCUCAAGUUAGUGAGCUCAGCCACAGAUUGGAGUUUUUGAACGGGAUCAUUAGUUUAUUGAAUUCAAGCAAUGGCCUCUUUGGAGAUUCAAGCAUCUUUAAUGAGCCAGCAGCCGACAGCUUCUUGAACCCGUUGAACAUGUCCUAUCUGAAUCAGCCGAUAUGUGCCUCUGCAGAUAUGUUUCAAUACUGAUUUGUUCUCCAAUAUGGGCGUGAUUCUAGGACUUCUAACAGAAGAGAGAGAGAUCCAUUUGGCACUAACAAUCAAGCUCAAGAAAUUAUCACUUAAAAGUUGUUAAGAAUUCAAGUGGUUUGGAAUAAGGUCCGGUGUGAGAGCGGAUAUGUAAGAAAGAACAAAAGGGUUGUGGCUAUUUAGGUUCUUGGUCUGUAAAUCGGGUUAUUAGUAUUACUGUUUGAUGUUGAAAGAAUUUGCUGUUAUCCUAUAUGUAAUGGUAUUUUAAUGAGUUUUGCUUCUUAA
Messenger RNA from Populus nigra (black poplar), 1482 nucleotides. Its product is annotated as bZIP transcription factor 11-like. Gene Ontology annotation, biological process: positive regulation of DNA-templated transcription. Lineage: Eukaryota; Viridiplantae; Streptophyta; Magnoliopsida; Malpighiales; Salicaceae. Gene Ontology annotation, molecular function: transcription cis-regulatory region binding; DNA-binding transcription factor activity. The coding region runs from base 730 to 1197 and encodes 155 amino acids. The record is from RefSeq and is a predicted model, not a curated record. Gene Ontology annotation, cellular component: nucleus. The transcript has a single exon.